This is a messenger RNA of Heterobasidion irregulare TC 32-1, 786 nucleotides long. RefSeq lists its product as uncharacterized. The transcript has a single exon. The record is from RefSeq and is a predicted model, not a curated record. Bases 1 to 786 code for a protein of 261 amino acids. Lineage: Eukaryota; Fungi; Basidiomycota; Agaricomycetes; Russulales; Bondarzewiaceae.
AUGAGUAUGAGAGAGCUAGCAGAUGAACAAGAGGAAAUUGAUAGGAGAUACCAAGCCCGAGUCGACACGAAUGCAGCAGAAGAAGCGGCUGUCGCAUGCACCCUUAACCCUCCUUUCCCCCAAGUAGUAGACAUAAUGAUGCCACCAACAACCUCACCUUCCCAUUCACCUUCUCCCCCUCUCCUGAUCCAUAAAGUAGAUGAAGGGAUCAUCUUCCCCGACAGAGAAAUAUACCUAACAACUCCUGUAGCCUAUAUGAUGGGGCUCAUUGAAGGCACACCAAACACCGAGUUUAUGUCGGGACCGACGCGACUGGAAAUACAAAGAGCACUGGAGAUCUUGGAAGAAGAAAGGGCUUUUGUCUGGCAUAUGCAGAGGGCUUUGCAGAUCAGAAAGGGAACCCUCAUCGCCCGCAUCAAUGCAGGCAAAAGGAGGCUCAUAGGACUGAACCAACCUAUGCACCUCCAUGACUUCUUUCACCCCGCUGAUGACAUUACCCCCAUCACUGAGUAUCACGUGCCUACCACGGCUGUGGUAUCUCAUGCCUCAUCUUUGGCAUCAAAUGGCGCACUGCUUCGCCCAAUGCUGGGGACUUAUACCAUGGGACCCAUCAGAGGGAAAGAUGUUUAUAGGUUUGCACAGAUCUCCCCCCGCUAUCACAUCAUCCCCGCACGGCUUGGCAUAGUCCGUUCAUCCACCCAAACUCGACCUCCUCUCCCCUUUACUAAGUACGACUCUAGCGAGUCUGACACCCAACCCGUCAUCCCCCGCCCUCAAGGAGCUUGA